Thamnophis sirtalis is the source of this 419-nucleotide messenger RNA. NCBI's taxonomy places the organism in Eukaryota, Metazoa, Chordata, Lepidosauria, Squamata, Natricidae. The record is from RefSeq and is a predicted model, not a curated record.
CCUACAGAAUAUCUCAUGCUGAUUGAUAUAAUGAAAAUAAUGCUGGCAUCCCCUACCUGGCCAUCUGCAUUCAAGCAUCAAGCGUGUUUAUUAAGAAGAUGACAUAGAAGAAAAUUCAAAUGAUGGCAGCCAACCAUCUAAAAGACGCCGCAUGGGCUCCGGUGACAGCUCACGAAGUUGUGAGACUUCAAGUCAAGAUCUUAGUUUUAGUUAUUUUCCAGCUGAAAACCUGAUAGAAUACAAAUGGCCACCCGAUGAAACUGGAGAAUAUUAUAUGCUUCAAGAACAAGUUAGUGAAUACUUGGGGGUAACCUCCUUUAAGCGAAAAUAUCCAGAUUUAGAAAGACGAGAUCUUUCUCACAAAGAGAAACUUUACCUCAGAGAACUAAAUGUUAUUACGGAAACACAGUGUACUUUAG